AUGCGCAUCCAUUUUCACAAUCCAAAGUUAUCUAAUGUUAUCAAAGACUUUACCUCAAAAUGCAACACAUGUCAACGACACAAGGCUGUCGGUAGAGGCCACGGCCACACUGCUCCAAAGGAAGCUCCACUCAUCCCCUGGCAACAAGUCACAGUUGAUCUCAUCGGUCCUUGGACACUCAUGGUGGCAGGACAAGAGAUCGAGUUCAGAGCCUUGACAAUCAUUGACCUAGUGACCAACUUGGUCAAAAUUGUGCGCAUUAAGGACAAAACGUGUGCAAACGUAACGCUUCGGUUUGAAAACGCUUGGCUCGCCCGUUACCCGCGCCCUGCAACCGUCAUCCAUGACCAAGGAACCAAAUUCACAGGAUUCGACUUGCAAAAUCAUUUGAAUCUACACGGAAUUGAACCUCGUUCUAUCUCUGCCAAGAAUCCUCAAGCAAAUGCAGUUAGCAAACGGAUGCAUCAAACUAUUGGCAACUCUCUUAGAGUAUUGAUGCCAAACAAUUAG
Cylindrotheca closterium is the source of this 510-nucleotide messenger RNA. The record is from the annotation of a GenBank genome assembly. Lineage: Eukaryota; Bacillariophyta; Bacillariophyceae; Bacillariales; Bacillariaceae.